UCACGUCCAGCGUGGUGCCAGCAAUAGAACGUUUGCAGGAGAUGGUGGCAGGUUUGAAUCUUCAGCGGUUCUGGAGGGAAAGCAAAAGAGAGGACUUCCCUGGAGAAGAAAGAAAGUGAACGCAGAUAAAAUGAGCUGGGUUGUGGAAGAAUGGAAAGAAGGCCUUUCCACAAAAGUCCUUCACAAGAUUCAAGAACUUGAAAGUCAACUAGAGAAGUUGAAAAAAGAACGGCAACAAAAGCAGUUUCAGCUGGAAUCUCUAGAGGCGGCUUUACAAAAACAAAAACAGAAGGUUGAUCAAGAAAAAAAUGAAGGAUCAACUCUAAAGAGAGAGAACCAGAACUUGAUGGAACUGUGUGAUAACUUAGAAAACACAAGGCAGAAACUUGCUCAUGACCUUCAAGUGAAAGAAUCUCAAGUUAACUUUCAAGAAGGACAGCUCAUUUCAAGCAAGAAGCAAAUUGAAAACCUAGAACAAGAACUUAAAAGAUACAAAUCUGAAUUGGAAAAAAAUCAGAAGAUCCAUGUUGCUGGAGAUGUAUCUUUCAACAGCACACCACAGAAGAACCUCAUUACUCCUUCAACACCAAGUCUCAACGAGUCAAAAUAUGAAGAACUGCAAGCAAAAUACAGUAAAGAAGUCGAAGAAAGGAGAAGACUGGAAGCAGAACUGAAGAGUUUGAAAUCUCAAAAAACAAAUACCACGUGUCCUGAAAGUAUGAUAAGUCGUAGACAAAUUGCUCGGCAGCAGGCUUCCUCAUCUGUAUUCUCAUGGCAACAAGAGAAAACGCCAAGCCGCUUCUCAUCCAGUCCCCAGGAAACUCCUGUAAGCAGUGGGUCAGUGACAUCACAUCGCUCUCAGGAAUUUGGGGCAACUCCAAGUCACAGAUAUCUGAAAUCAGCAAAGAAAGAAACGAGCAAUUCCGGCAUCUUCAGUUCAAAGAACUCUCCAUUACUUAAGAUGAAAGCUCAGAACCAAGAGUUAAGAUCCAGAAUUCAAGAACUGGAGCACAAACUGCAAAGUCAAAUGCAAGAUAUGAAACUGAGUCUUACCAAACUUCAAGAAGCUCAGCUGCAACUGGAAAAUCUAAAAAUGGAAUUAACAGAAAAAGAUAAAGCUCUGAACAAAACCAGAAAUGAGAUUAGCAGAAUUGUAGCGCAAUUUGAUCAAGCAACUGAUCAGUGUGCUGUAAAAGAGGAAAAGGUGAAAAGGCUUUCAGAGGAGCUUCACUGUCAGAGACAAAAUUUCGAAAGUGCGCAACAUGCUUUACAAGAGAAAAUAAAAGAGAAGGAAAAAGAAUGCCAAAAGGAAUUUGAUCUCCAGCUUGGUCAGGUCAGAGCCAGUCUACAAGGGGAAUUGCAUCAAGCCAAGGAUAGCUACAAUGUUCUUAAAGCCAAACUGGAGAAAAUCCUCUCAGCGAAAGAGGAAUUUGAAAACAAGACUAAUGAAUUGACUCAAAAAUUGAAUCAAGCAGAGCGGACAAGGCAGACAAUGCAGUUGAAGGAAAAUGAGCUAAAGAAUAUGUGUGAUGAAGUAAAGAAGCAAAACAGCCUUAUCAGCAGCCAGGCAGCUCAGCAACUGCAAGAAAUUCGCCAGCUAAAAGAUGAGCUUUGUAUAGCCAAACAGCUUCUGCAGGAGAGUCAACAUGUUUCUGAAGUCAUGAAAAAUAAAAAUUGCUCUUUGGAAAAUGAGUUAAAGUUACUGGAAGAGAAACUGAAUAAGCAAUAUAAUUCUGUCACUUUAGAGAAUAUGAAACUUGCAAUUUCAGACUUGGAAAAUCAACGAGAUUCUCUCCAACAGCUCUUGAAACAUAAAGAAAAUGCAGUUGAAGAGCUUAGUAUGAAGGUGUCAGAACUAGAAAUGUUGCAAAAAGUUUAUUCAGAGUGUGAAGGGCUUAAAAAAGAGGUUGAGAUUCUUUCUCGACAGAAAAAAGAAAAUGAACAACUCUUGAAUGAGCUUGAUUUAGAAAAAGGAGGAUUGCAGCGCAAAAUUUCCAGCCUGGAGAGUGCUCUAAAGACUGAACAGCUUAGAAGUCAGGAGAGGCUAAGAGCUCUUGAAGAUGAAAAGGAGAACCUCAGUCUGGAGGUGAAAAAUCUCAAAUGUGUGGUGGAAGACCGAACAAGACAGCUAGAGGCACAACGAAAAACCAACGCUGAUCUUCAGGAAAAAAAUGCAACAUCUGAAGCAAAACAUAUGAAAGAGAGAGAAAACAGUUCACUGAAAUUAGCUGGGUUCGUUAAGCACUUAGAUGCCCUACAAGAAGAGCUAGAAACAUGCAGAAGUGAGGUGUUAGAAAAGGACAAGCGUAUUGUGUCUCUUGAAGCAUCACUCGCUUCAUAUGCACAGUUAGACAUAAACUUCCAAAAACAAUCAGAGGAACUGUCACAAGCCAGAGAUGAAAUGCACAGAAAAUUGGUAGAAGCUGAGCAAAAACAUACAGAUUUUGUAGAGGAAAUUAAUAAGCUACAAACAGCUCUAUCUAACAAACAAGAUUUGCUUACUAAAGCAUUGGCAUCUCUUAAGGAAAGAGAUGAGAAAUUGCAAAUGUUGAUAAAAGAAUCAGAUAGGCAAGAAGCAGUCAUUCAGGAUUUUAAAAAGAAGGCGAUAUUGUAUGAGGAUCCAAAACAACAUCUGAAAGUUCUCUCUCCAACAAUAAGCCAAAAAGAACUUGAUCUGACUGUGACAUUAUCCUUAAAUGAGAAGGAAAAUGAACAACCUACAGAGGAGAAUGCCAUCUUUGAAAGUACGAUCAAUAGUUUAGAACCAAAAAAUCUGGACGUUAUGCAAAGAAAACUGCCAGUCUCCAGUAAUUUGAGUGAAAGGGAGGAAAACCUCUUGGAGCUGUCAGAAAAAAAUAGGGAGAAGACCUCUUUGCUGUCAGUAGCCAAAGAGAAUUUGGAAAGAAAAUGUAUAUCGCUCGAAGCAAAGAUUGAGAACCUAGAAUGUGUUUUAAGGGAAGAAACUUACCAUCUUGAAGUGAAGGAAGCCAAAUCUGAAAACCAAGAGAAACAACUUACAAGCAAAUGUGAGGAACUGGAGAUAAAGCUUAUGUCUUUGGACAAGAAAAAUAAUGCCUUGCUUUGGCAACUUGAAAAAAAUCAGCUAGUGCCUGAAGUAGAUGAGAUUUUAAGACAGAAGGGGGCAGCACUAAAUAAAAUACACUAUUCCGACAGUAUAUUGCUGCAAGAGAAAGAGGAACAGAUUGAAAAUGUGAAAAUAAGAAGUGAGCAUGCAACAAGUGACUUGGCUUUGGAGGAUGAAUUGCAUAGAUGUCAAGUUAAACUGGAGAUGCUUCAAAUGGAUUUUGAUGAUAAUGAAGUUGCUGUAGAAAACUACAUUGUGCAAGUAAACCAAUUGGAGACAGUUUUAAGAACUAUGGAAAUGAAACUGGAAGAAAAUGAAACAGAAAAAGAAAGCUUGAGACAAGAACUGAAAGCUUUUAAAAAAUUAGAAAAUCAGACUUCAGAAACAUCAGAGGUAGAUGGGAAUAAUAAGUCACCAAUACAUUUUGAUGCUGAUACCAAGGUCAGCUUAAACCAAGAGAUAGAUGCCAGCUGUUCAUCAGUUCCUCACAAUUUGAUCUCUGGGCAAAACGAUCAUAUCCGAUUAGUAUCUUGCUUACACAUGACAAUGAACAAGCUAAAUGAUUUGGAGAAAAUAUGUGAAUGCGUCCAGAUAGAAAAGUCACAGCUGAAAGAUCCACAAUUGGAAUGCAUCAUGAACUCAGAUACUAUGGCACAAAACCUCAUGGACAAAAUUAAUAAGGUUGAAGGGGGAGCCACUUUCUCUGAUGCAUUAAUAGAUGAAAAAGCCGCACAAUCUGAUAUGGAGCACAUAAUCUUUCCAAGAUGUUGUGAUGGAAUUGACUGUGAAGGGUUGAAACUAUCCAACGAAGAAAUUAAAGCAGAUUUUGAUCACGUCAAGGAAAAAAUGCUCUCUUUGAACAAUUUGUAUCAAACCUUUCAGGGGCAGAGUUGGAAUCUGGCUUCCAAAAUAUCAGAACUACAAAGCUAUAUUGAAAUGCUGACAGAAAAGAAUAUUGCACUGUCAACAAGUCUUUAUCAAGUUGAUAUGGUUUCAUUUGCAGUUGAGAUGACCCCAAGCCCAGUGAAUGAAGAGUGUCAGUCAGAUGAAAAAUUUUGCAUGGAGUUUCCAUACUAUGAUGCAAUCUCCUGUUCUACAAAUGUUACUCCUAUGGAGUCCAGUUUUGAUAGUGUUCUGUCCACACCAAGCAAAAAAGCUGGGCUACAUAAUAAAAAACAAGCUGAUCUAGAAGGGGCAGCUGACCAGCACUGCCAUUCUCUGCCAGAGCUCUGCAACAAUGAUAGAUGGACCUCUCUUGAUGGGCAAGAGCCUCUCUUUACCAACAGCCCUAAUCUAAAAAAUAAAAUAAAACACUUGCUCUGUGAGCCUCUUGAGAAGUCUUUCAAGAUGCUUGAAGAAUCAUUUCAGUCUCAUAGAAACGUGGAAGACGAGAUUCAAAAGAUCCAAGAGCUGCUUCUGUCUGUGAGACAGGAGGUAGAUGGUCUCCAAAAGCAAGCUGUAUCUGACAACAAACUGUGGCAACAGAAACUUCAUAAUGUGAUCCUGCAGGUAGCUUCUACAUUGACAAAUGAAAAGGAAUAUCCUGAGCUGUUGCCUCAAGAAGAAGAAGGACCACAGCCCAAAAUGGAAGACCCUGAUUUCAGUUGUGAGCCACUACUUUGCACUGACAGCAAACAUCAAGCGUGGAUUCCUGCUGAGCAAGCAAAUCAUCCCUCGUGCCAAUUGGAAGUAUAUAAUUCCUGUAAUGAGAUCUCAGAACUUGAAUCAGUGAAUAGUAAAGAAACAACAAGGGCCUGUGAAGCAAAUGGAAUAGGAAACAAGGAAUUGGCUUCUGAAGCAAAAGUUAGUUUAAAUUCUUCAGAAAAACUGCUUUCAGACAUAGAUUUGGAAACUGGAAAUGCAUCAAAUAAAUCUAUAGUUCCUACAAAUUGUUCCAAUGUGUUAUCACUUCCUCCAAGUCACAGAAUAAGUGCUGUGCCUAUGGAUUUCUUGGACAUCCCUCAUUCAGAAAUAAAGCAUAGUAAGAAUUCAAAGCUUUCCUGUGAUUUAGAGGAAACUAGUAAAAACAUUGAUUCUAUGCUCAUGGAAAUCCAAAAUUUAAAUUCAAAUUUGGAUGCAAAAGAUGAAGAAUUGGCUGAAAGGAUAAAUGCUUGUGCAGAGCUGGACAAAACAGUUGCAGUACUCAAACAAGAAAAGAUUGACUUAAACGAAGCACUUAAAUCUGUUACUUUUGAUAACCAGCAAUUAUCUUACAACCUUAUGACACUUGGGAUAGAACUCAACAAGGCAAAAGCUGAUCUGGAGAUGUACAAAGUAAGACUCUGCGAUGCAACAGAUGCUCUCGACGAUUUAGAAAUGACCAAAGCCGACUGGACUGAGAAGCUUCUUGAAGCUGAGAAUGAACUGAGAAGGAUAAAAUCAGAGAAAGCGAAUGUUGAGAACCACGUGCUAUUCAUGGAGGCCGAUAUUGAAGAGCUUCAGUCAAAAAAUGAGCAGUUAGAAAGGGAAAAGGAAAAUGAAUUGAAAACCAUUUUUGGCCUUCAAGAUCAGCUUUGUGUGAUCACAGCUGAGAGAAACCAAUUUACCCAAGAUCUGAGCGCUUUGUCAAAGGAUAAAGAGGAAUUAGAUCAAAAGUGCCAAAAAAUGCAGGAGACGAUAAAAGAGCUUGAGUCAAGGCGAGUGGAUUCUACUGAGUUUAUCAGGAUAUUGGAAGCUGAAGCUAAAACCCAGGCAAAAUUGCUUCAGGCUGCCAAGGCUGCAAGUAGUCAGUUAUCAACGGAAAAGGAGGGCCUUACAUUGCAAUUACAGAAUUUGGAUAAGGUUGUGAGGGAUCUGGUGUUGGAAAAAGAGGCAGCACAAAGCCAAGUAGAGCAUUUGAGAGAAGAAAAAGAAGCACGCCUCCAGGAAUAUGAAACCCUACACAGCAAGUUAAGCAUCUCCGAAAUGGAAAAUGCCAAAAUAUCUAAGUCUUUGGAAGGGUCACUUAUAGAAAAGGGUGAACUUGCAGCGAGACUGAAUUCUGCCCAGGAAGAGGUGGAUCAGCUGCGACGGGGCAUCGAGAAACUAAAGAUAAAAAUAGAAGCCGAUGAAAAGAGCAAGCAUCGCCUGGCUGAAAAGUGGAAAGAAACUCAGCGGAAAGCUGACUCUCUGGUAGACAAAAUUGAGAGCCUUGAAAGGGAAUUGCAGAUGUCAGAAGAGAAUUUGGAGGGUGCGAUUCUUCAAGCAGAGGCGGCUAAAGAAGAGACAGAAAUAGCGAACGCUGAGAUGGAAAAUAUGCGUGUGACCUUGCAAAGAUUAGAACAUGAAAUAAGUGACUUAAAGUCAGAAAAAGAUUGUUUAGAGAGCAUGCUGGAGGAAAAACAAGUCAAAGUGUCCAAUUUAGAACGUUCUCAUGCCAUCCUUUUGAAACAGCUGAAAGAAGAAGAGCAGGAAAUGGUGAAAAUCAGAGGUGAAUAUGAAAGGGAACUUUUGUCAAUGCAAUCCCAAUUGAACCAGGCCCAUGAGGAAAUUAAACUGUCUUUCAGCAAGCAAGAAAUUCUCAAGGCGAAUGAACAAGAUCAGAUUAAUAUAGUGGCUUCCCUCAGGCAAGAGAAUACACAGCUAGUUCAUCAAUUGGAGGAAGGAAAAUACAAAAAUUCUGAAAGAGAGCAACUUAUAGAAGCCCUGAUCCAGGCAUUCGAAGACAUGCAAAAAAUGGAUGAAAACUCUUCUUUUUGUGAGCAGUUGCCAAUAAGUGAAAGUUUGCAAGCUAUUUCUCAGGAGCCACAAGGGUCUGUUAAACUUCCUGGAGAGGAAUUGGAAGCCAUAACAUCAGGAAAAUGUGCCUCCCUUGGAAAGGAGGAGCAUCUUAAAAAAGCAUAUGUUGCUUUGCAUCAUAAAUUUCAGCAAUGGUUAGGAAAUUAUAGAGAAAUGAAGCAGGAAAAAGAGCUCAUGAUGGACAAGAUUCACAAGCUUGAGAUGCAGCUGAAGAUGGGAGAUCUGUGUUGUCAUAAGGAUAUUGGUACAGAAGAGAUGGAAGAGCUGCAGGGAUCAUUUGAAGAGAGAACUGUGGAGGCAGAUAACACCCAGGAAAUGGAAAAAUUGAGAAAUUCCCUUGAAGAUAAUACUAUAGAGGCAGAUCGGGACCUCGACAGGUUCUGUGCCCUGCUCAUUGAUCACCACAAAUUAGAGCAAGAAAACGAGAUGUUGAGAACACAAGUCUCUUUAUUGAAUGCUCGGCUGAAGCAAACCAAUGUCCCAGGUUCUCCCUGCCAACGCUAUCACAAUCCAGUGCAAAGUAAUGAUAGGAACCCUAUCAAACAGGCUUCAUCUGAUGAGGUUACUGAGAUUACUACAAAGAAAUGCAUAAUCCAAGAAAACAGAAGCAUUGGUGAAGAGACCACAUCUCCUUUAAGAGAUGCUGUUAAUGAAAAAGAAACUGCAUUUCAGCAUUGCAGCCCAGUGGUUCUCCAAGACAGAACACAAUGCAAGUCUGUUGUCUCCCCAGAGGUGGGGGGAAAGGGUGAGUCCAAUUUCUGUCCAACAGUUCGAGGGAUGACUCCCUGCCAUCAAAAUUUGAGAACCUCACAAUUUCCUAGUAACUCGGUAGAACUUGCUGAUCUGGCUGAGAACCUUGAAGCACCAGCAGAGGGCAGCAAACUACAAAAGGUAAACAAUUCUCACCUGCAAGAAGAAGUUGUUGCCUCACUGGACUUUACCCCAAGAUCUCCCCUUUCUGCCUUUAACCAACCAAUUCAAGCAGAUGCUGAACGAUCUGCUGAAUGUCUCCACAGCAUUCCAACCAAAUGUCACCUAAAUUCAGAAGAAAAUGAGCUGGAUGAAGCCUGCCAUGUACAGUGAAUCUCGGACAUAAAAUGUUGAGUUCGAGGACUUUGUUUAGACACAAAAGUGUGACGACAAGUUCUGUUUGUGAUCAUCCUUCAGGAUCAGUUUAUAUCUCUUCCAGUGGGAAAUGGGUAUUUAAUCCAUGCCUGACAGCAGGAAGUCAAAGAACCACCAGCUAUAUGACCCAUUACUUUGUUUUCUGCAGGUAUUUCAUUUUUACAAAUGAAGAUACAUUUCUAUUGUGUAUAGGAUCAGGGAACUACUGAUACCUGUGGCAUCUACCCAGUAUUCAAGGGUAUCAUGUUUUUCACUUCAGGCCUUCUGCAACAGUUUAUUUCCAACUACAUCUCAUGCUCCUAUUUUAUUAGGGUGCUUCAGAUUGAAAGUUGCCAACCAGAAUUAUGCAUCUAUCCUGGCUUUCCCACAUUAACUUAUUUUUCUUGUUUUUAAAAUGAAAGGCAUGGUAGGAAAAUAUCCCAUGCUACACCUGUACAGGUACCCCUCUAACCUGGGGUACAGAUAACUUGGGCAUGUUAUUUUCUGUUGGGUACAUGCAGCUGCAAAACAAUGUUUGCAAUGCUCAAAGCCCCUCCAGUACCCUAGAGAAAUUGACAAAAAACUGACAAAACCAUCUCUGAGUAUUCCUUGCCUUUAAAAACUAAUAUUCAUGGGAUUGCCAGUUGGAGGCUUGCGAACACAUACACAUGUAGGCCUAAGAAAGGUGAUCAAGAUGCUUAACAUUUGUAAAAUUGCCAGAAACAUCCCCUAAAGCCUACAAGAUUCUUGGCCAUUUUGGUGCACAAAUAUCUCUCAAAUGGUGAUGUUAUGUGUAAGAUCCUCUGAGAGAACAAUACUGUCCCACGCUAACGUCUGGCAGUUGCCUUUCUCUGCUAUGUAGCCCUGUAAAAUUAUAUGAAUGAGACAAGAUAUUUGCAGGAUCCGCUGGAAGGUCCCCAAAUGUCACUUGUGACAGUUUCAGGGCAUGGGAGGCAAGUUACUAAUCUAGUUCAGGAAGAAAAAUCUAGAAACAAAGUAAAAUGUGCUUGAAUUUGUUCUGCCUCUGGAAGGAAUUGAGUUUUGCACUGGCUUUUUCUCCGGAAAUGACAUGUCUGUACUGCAGCCUUCUCAUUUCUUUCCUACAAUGUUGUGUUUCUUGGGGCUGAGGAGUGACAGCUUCCAUUAAAAGACAUAACAUUCCUUUCUUUAAAA
Messenger RNA from Anolis sagrei ordinatus, 9079 nucleotides. NCBI's taxonomy places the organism in Eukaryota, Metazoa, Chordata, Lepidosauria, Squamata, Anolidae. The record is from RefSeq and is a predicted model, not a curated record.